This is a messenger RNA of Macadamia integrifolia, 4826 nucleotides long. RefSeq names its product LRR receptor-like serine/threonine-protein kinase FLS2. The record is from RefSeq and is a predicted model, not a curated record. Bases 1057 to 4269 code for a protein of 1070 amino acids. The transcript is spliced from 2 exons. Lineage: Eukaryota; Viridiplantae; Streptophyta; Magnoliopsida; Proteales; Proteaceae. Gene Ontology annotation, biological process: protein phosphorylation. Gene Ontology annotation, molecular function: protein kinase activity; ATP binding; protein binding.
UUGGCGCUAAAUGGGAAAUAAGUUGGUUAGUGGGUUAGUAGUAGUCUUCGUUUUCCUUUUCAAACUUCACGGAUCUGCCUUUUCACACACAAACACAAAAACCAAUCUGUCCCUAUCCUUUUGCCGUUUUCUGCAACUUCUGCUCUCGAAGUAAUGGAGACUUUAUCCAUUCGGCGCGUCGACAGGUAACCAUCAUUCUCUCAAACCCUACUCUUCUCUUAUCUAUUAAUCCUAAAAUGAUUAUACGAUUGAAAUCACAAGAGAUUCUUUCUAGACUGCUUGUAGUGAAUGAUCUUCAUGCAAAGAGAACCCUUUUCAGAUAUGGGUGGUUUUCCUUCUUUAAUCAGUAGGGGUUAAGUCGAUUUCGAGCUUAAUAAUCUUGGUACUGGCUGUAGUGAAAAGUGAAACCUACUCAAACAUCAAUGUCAAGUGUCCAAUACCCACAAGAGCCAAAGCUCAGUUCUGUCGUCUUCUCCCUCUUUUUUGCCGAUUUCUGCAACUUAUAUUUUCAAAAUAAGUGGACUAAUGGAGACUUUACCCAUUCCGCGUCGACGGCUAACAUUCUAUAUAAUGCCACUCACUUAAACCCCACUCUUCUCUGUCUGUUACUUCUUCCAAUAAAUGGGUUCAGGAAAAACUAAUCCUAAAAUGAUUGUACGAUUGAAAUCACAAGAGAUUCCUUCCAGACCACCUUGUUUUGACUGGUUAUCAAAGCUUUUGAUUAAAUUGGUUUGAUUAGAGCAAUUCUUUUAGAUUUUGUUUACUUGACUUUGUGUUGAAACCCUUUUCAGAUUAGGGUUGUUUUCCUUCCUUAAUCAGUAGAGUUUAAGAGGUUAGGUUCUAGCUGCUUAGCUCAUAUCAAUUCUCCAAAGUCAAGAAAGGAAGACAGCCAAGUUCAAAGAAUCGUGUAUUCUAUUCUGAUUUGAUUUUUUUGGCUUUUUGAUGACUAUUACUUUCCAUGGGAUAGGUUGAAGACUCCAAUAAACAAAUGCUCCUAUAAAGCUCCUUUGUGGGUUCUAAUCUUCGGACUCAAGUCUCAACCAUUCCGAGGAAGCAAUGACAUUCCAUUAUGGGAUUCUGAAUCUAUUCUUAGUUUCUUCCCUUCUUGUUACAGCUCAAUGUGCAGAGCUGAGCUCUACCACCGAUAUUGAGGUCUUGAAGGCCUUUAAGAAUUCAAUCACCAAUGACCCAUUUGGAGUGCUGGCAAAUUGGACUAAUGCAAAUCAUUACUGCAACUGGUCUGGCAUUGCUUGUGAUCCAUUCAAGCAUGUCAUUUCUAUCUCUCUCCUUGAGAAGGAACUCCAAGGCGAGAUCUCUCCAUUGCUGGGAAACAUUUCGACCCUCCAGGUAAUUGAUUUAGCUUCGAAUUCUUUCACAGGGUCAAUUCCUUCUCAGCUAGCAAAUUGCUCAGAUCUUACCCAAUUGUUCUUCUUCAACAAUUCUCUGUCCGGCUCAAUCCCAAAGGAAUUGGGAAACCUGAGAAAGCUGCAGGUAUUGGAUUUGGGGAAUAACUUCUUGAAUGGAGAUAUCCCUGAAAGCAUUUGCAAUUGCACUUUGUCUGAACUUUACUUCAACACCAAUAACCUCACUGGUGUAAUCCCAUCUUGCAUUGGUAAUUUGGUUAAACUUCAGGUUUUUGUGGCUUUUACAAACAACCUGAGCGGUUCCAUACCAGGUUCCAUUGGUAUGUUGUCAGCUUUGCGAAUUCUAGAUUUGAGUCAGAACCAGUUGUCUGGGAACAUACCUUCUGGGAUUGGGAACUUUACUGGCUUACAAUAUCUUUUGUUGUUUGAAAAUCUUUUGGGUGGGGAAAUCCCACCUGAAUUAGGGCAUUGCCACAAGCUUGUGGAGCUGGACCUGUAUGGCAAUUCAUUCGAGGGAAGCAUUCCUUCUCAGCUUGGAAAAUUAGUCAACUUGGAAGAACUAAGGUUAUUUAAUAACAGUUUAUCCUCAACAAUCCCUGCCUCCUUAUCCCAAUGCAAAUCAUUAACUCAUCUGGGUCUUUCCAGUAAUAAAUUAACUGGGAAUAUACCUUCUGAGCUUGGGUCUUUGGGUUCACUAAAAGUUCUCACUUUAUUCUCUAAUAACCUGACAGGUGAGAUCCCUUUGGCAUUGAUGAACUUGAAAAAUUUGUCAUAUCUUCACUUGGGCUCAAAUUUCCUUGGAGGGGAGAUCCCUUCAAACAUUGGUUCCCUCUAUAACCUGGAGAAAUUGUUUUUAUAUAAAAACUUCCUAGAGGGUUCAAUCCCAUCAGAUAUUGGCAAUCUGAGCUUUUUGGUCACCUUACAACUUGGUCUAAAUAGAUUGUCAGGUAGCAUUCCUCCUACAAUAUCAAAGCUGACAUUCCUCCAAGGGCUUUCCCUGCAGGGGAAUAACCUAGAAGGUUUAAUUCCCACGCAAAUAUUUGAACUUAAAAAGCUGACUGUGUUCAAUUUGCGUCACAAUAGGUUUACUGGUCCAAUUCCAGAUGCUUUCUCUAACUUCCACUUUCUUUCAACAUUGAACCUUGAUGGGAACAUGCUUAAUGGUUCUAUCCCAAAAAGCAUUGGCCAUCUUGAUGGGCUUACACUCUUAGAUCUGUCCAAUAAUCACCUCACAGGAUCUAUUCCUGGAUCUGUAAUAACGGGACUGAAAAACAUGCCGAUCUAUCUCAAUUUAUCAUACAAUUACCUGGAGGGAUCCAUUCCAGUUGAGCUUGGAGGGUUGGCAAUCAUGCAGGCAAUUGAUAUCUCCAACAACAAUCUUUCUGGAAGUAUUCCCACUGCACUUACAAGCUGUCAAAGUUUGUCUUCACUUGAUCUGUCCAUGAAUGCUCUAUCUGGUCAAAUUCCAGCUGAUAUUUUGUCUAAGUUGGAUUUGCUAUCAUACUUGAACCUUUCCUAUAAUAAUUUAGAUGGUGAGCUGCCAGGACACAUAGGAAAUCUCAAGUAUCUGAACACCCUGGAUCUUUCUUGGAACAAAUUAAAUGGUACAAUCCCUGAGAACUUUGGGAAUCUUUCUGCCCUGAAACAUCUCAAUAUUUCCUUCAAUCAACUUGAAGGCCCUGUUCCAAAAGCUGGCAAAUUUCGACACCUUGAUGCAUCUAGUCUGGAAGGAAACUCUGGCCUCUGUGGAACCAAUUUUCUUGGACCUUGCAGCAAUUCAAGCCACUUAAAUACAGCACACCGGUUCUCCAAGAAGGCUGCAGUAGUUUUCAUUGUUCUUGGAUCCAUUAUUAUAUUUCUACUUCUGUUUGGUGCAAUUUCUUUCCUUGAUCAAUGCAUCAAAAAGAGGAAAGCUGAAGACUCUGAAGCUUUAGAUGCAUCUAAUUCCUUAUCCCCAGCCAUAAAGAGGUUUGAUCAAAGAGAUUUGGAAAUUGCUACUUGCUUCUUUGGCGAAGAUAAUGUGAUCGGUAACAGUACCUUGAGCACUGUGUUCAAGGGCAACCUGGAAGAUGGGCGUACUGUUGCAGUGAAAAUGUUGAAUCUCCAGCACUUCUCUACUGAGUCUGACAAGUGCUUCAAUAGAGAAAUUAGGACCCUGAGCCGUUUGAGGCACAGGAAUCUGGUCAAGGUAAUAGGCUAUGCUUGGGAGAGUGGGAAAUUAAAGGCUUUGGUUCUGGAAUACAUGGAGAAAGGGAGCUUGGAAGACAUUAUACAUGAUCCUAGGGUAGAUCAGUCAAGGUGGACAUUUUCUGAGAGGUUGAAUGUAUGUGUAUCUGUUGCCAAUGGAUUGGUUUAUUUGCACUCCAGUUUUGAUUUCCCUAUUGUUCACUGUGAUCUGAAGCCUUCAAACAUUCUUUUGGAUGGAGACUGGGAAGCCCAUGUGAGUGAUUUUGGGACUGCUCGCAUGCUUGGGGUUCAGCCCAAUGCUGAAAUCAGCCUUGCUACAUCAUCAGCCCUUGAAGGCACCAUUGGGUAUUUGGCACCAGAAUUUGCAUACAUGAGGAAAAUUACCACUAAGGCAGAUGUUUUCAGCUUCGGGAUAGUGAUGAUGGAGUUCUUUACGGGUAAAAGGCCAACAGGAACCAUGGAAGAGAAUGGAUUGCCUAUCACUUUACGUCAAUAUGUGGAGUUGGCCCUCACAGAAGGAAUUGAUAAGCUUCUUCAAGUGGUAGACUCGAAUCUAGCUUCAAGCAUAUCCACCAAACAAGAGAAAGAAAAACUGGUGGAGCUCUUUAUGUUGGCCUUAUCUUGCACUUGCUUGUCGCCUGAGGAUCUACCAGACAUGAAUGAAGUGUUGUUACCCCUUUCAAAGUUACAUCAGUGUAUGAUGGGAUCCAAUGCUUGAUGUUUCUAGUGGAAAAGAUGAGAAUGAACCAACGCUGUCUACUUCAAUGCGAUUCUCAACAUAUGAAAGCCUGUGGCCACAUUGAAUCCAAAUCGAAGUGUCCAGCUGCAAUAACAGGUAACAACAUAUGAUGAUGAAUCAUGAGAAAUGCUUGCCAUCUCUUACCUAAAUAACUUUCCAUUUUUUGUGGAAGUUUUGAAUUUAUUAAGGUAAUGAGAUAUCCAAUUUUUUUGAAUUACUUAAUGGGUGUGAAACCGAUUAUUUGUCAUUUCAUCAUUUGCCCAACAUUUAUGACUUUUGCUGAUCGAUUUCGGUUGUAACAUUAUGAAUUUCUAAUUCUUGCUGGUGCAAGUCUGCCUGUUUCAUAGAGGGCAGAAAAGGGUGUCAAUUGGUUUGGUUUUGGUUCGGUUCAAGAUAAAGAAUGCAGAAACUAAAACUGAACCAAGAAUAGGGACAAAUAUUCAAAAUCCAUACCAAAUCGGUUUGGUUUGGUUUUGGGUUUUAUUUGGUUCUUUAUUCGGUUUAAUUUGGUUUCAUAUUUGGUUUUGGUCUUAUCA